AUGACAGGGGUCGAGGUGCAGGAGCUUAGGGCAGAGGAGAGGGCCGAAUGCUGGGCCUUGACAGCGUACCAGUACAUGUACCUGCAUGUAAACGGUCGCAGCAUCAGCCUGCUCGAAGUUGGGGGUAUUGGCCAGGAAAUUGAUAGGUUGCGAAACGACGAGAGGCGUCGCAGAAGGCGAAAAGCCGUUGGUUGGGUCGGGCUGGGUUGGGGUUGGAGUUUCAGAGCGACCUCGACCUUCUAUCUCGAUAUCUUGGCGAUGAGAUGGGCCGACUUGGGAAUUAUAAAAGGGCAGAACCGCUGCAGCAAGCAAGGAGCUCCUGACUUGGAGGACCUGACAACGGGCAGAGGUGGUAAACCGCGGUGGGUAAGUUGUGGCUGGCUGGCUCGCUGGAAGUCCCGGGUGUUGGUGCUUGUCUUUCUGUGCUUUGGCCCUAGAACGUUUCUAGAGUAG
This is a messenger RNA of Colletotrichum acutatum, 453 nucleotides long. RefSeq lists its product as uncharacterized. The transcript has 4 exons. The record is from RefSeq and is a predicted model, not a curated record. Bases 1 to 453 code for a protein of 150 amino acids. Lineage: Eukaryota; Fungi; Ascomycota; Sordariomycetes; Glomerellales; Glomerellaceae.